AUGGCUAAAAGCCAGAGUCGUCCUCCACGCAGAAAGGCAUGUAGCAACUGUAUCAAGUCUAAGGUACGGUGCACUCUAGAUCGACCCGCAUGCUCUCGGUGCAGGUUGACUGGCCGAACCUGCGAUUAUGGUACUACGACUACAGCCUUGGAGCAUCGCCACUUUCCUCGCCUACAAGAAACACAUAUUGGAGAAACCGAUUCGUUAGAGAGUCAAAGUGUGCCUUCGCCUUCAGUUCCAGAACUCAGCUCAAGAGUGUUGCAGACGCCACCAUCUUUGUCAUAUACUCCCAGUCCUUCUGCGAACAAUACUAUGUGGUGUCCGCCAAACCAGCAGGCUCAGGAACUUCCCAUCGAAGCGUUCUCAAAAGAGAAGGAAUUCGACUUCGAAGCGAUCAAUUUGACCCCCAGCUCAAUUGCAGAGGAUAUUCGCGACCGGUGGCUUAGGCCCUUUUUCCUGCCUGCGCACGGACGAAGUGAAACUCCAAAAGUCUGCCAUCCUCAUACCCUACAAUUUAUUGCGCGGAUUAUGAAAACAUAUCCGCGAUACAUGUUGAGGGACAGACGACCCCCUCCUAUUAUUCACCAUGUCCAGGUCAGAGAGAAUGAGACACCUCGAGCACUGGCGAACUGCUACAGUCUGGUACGUAUGUGGGAACAGGCAGUCCCAGGGAGUGAGGAGAUAGUCUUGAAUACAGUUGCACGGGAGAUGGAAAGGCUCGCUAGUGAGGUGAUAACACAUUUGAAGAGUCCAGAUCAGCAUGACUACGAGCUCUUAUCUAGCUUUCAAGCCUACCUCAUCUACUCAAUCUUAAUGUACUUUGGCCCUCGAGGCGGUUUCUCCGACACAAUCAUAAUAACUCUCAUGAAUAUGGCAUCCCAGACCGCUCGAAACGGCCUCUUCUGUGCCGCUGAGUUAGCGCGGACCAGACCGACAUGGGAAUCCUGGAUUGUCGCAGCCACGAAACGCCGUGCAAUAUUUACUCUCUAUAUUUUUAGUAACAUCUAUAACGCGGACCGUAUGCUACCCAAUUUCGUCGCCGAGGAGCUGAGAGGUGUCUAUGCCCCGGGUAAUAAGGCACUAUGGGAAGCGGCUGAUCGAGAAACGUGGAAUAAGGAGUAUGAUAGAUACUUAUUAGAUUGGCAAGAUGGAAGCUUGGAAAUAUCUGAAUUAUGGCCAUCUACGGAAAUGGAGGAGCCGGAGCGGAGGAGAAGGAUCGAACGCUGGGUUCAAACAGUUGAUGAGUUUGGCAUGAUGCUAUAUAGUGUUUGUGCCCAUAUCCAUGGUUCCUAA
This is a messenger RNA of Aspergillus niger, 1293 nucleotides long. RefSeq lists its product as uncharacterized. Gene Ontology annotation, molecular function: zinc ion binding; DNA-binding transcription factor activity, RNA polymerase II-specific. The record is from RefSeq and is a predicted model, not a curated record. Gene Ontology annotation, biological process: regulation of DNA-templated transcription. Lineage: Eukaryota; Fungi; Ascomycota; Eurotiomycetes; Eurotiales; Aspergillaceae. Bases 1 to 1293 code for a protein of 430 amino acids. The transcript has 2 exons.